This is a messenger RNA of Mus pahari (shrew mouse), 3471 nucleotides long. It is a transcript of the gene Lrrc53, whose product is annotated as leucine rich repeat containing 53. NCBI's taxonomy places the organism in Eukaryota, Metazoa, Chordata, Mammalia, Rodentia, Muridae. Gene Ontology annotation, molecular function: protein binding. The record is from RefSeq and is a predicted model, not a curated record.
AUGUUGCAAGUGACAGCAGCCUGCCCUGCGUCCCAUGUGGUAUGCAUGCAAGAUGUAACCUUGUGCCACCAGCUGACCUACAUAGUAGCAGCUCCGGAGACCGCCAGGGUUCUAAUCCUUACAGAUGGAGACCUCUCUUCAGUAAAGCAUACCAAUUUGACUCUUCUGGUUAACCUAGCUCUACUGUCGCUGAGCCGAAACACUAUGGUUCAGGAAGGCUCCCUGCACCGCCUCACCAAACUUCGGACCUUGUCUCUGGGCCACAACCAUAUCCCCAGUUCUUCUCUGUCGGACACUUUCAGCGCUAAGCUGCAAGGCCUGCAGGUCCUGGUGCUGAGCCAUAAUGCCCUCCGCAGCCUGAGAGCAGCCUGGUUCCGGAAGACCAAGGCCCUGAGCCGACUCUUGCUGGAUGGAAAUCAGAUCACCAACCUCACGCGGAGUUCUUUUAAAGGCGUGAGUCUCUACAGACUCAGACAUCUGGAUUUUGAUAACAGUUUUACUUCCUUAAUUGAGAAGGAUGCCUUCCAGCCCCUGCCCCAAAGGCAGGAAGUGGAUCUUUCUAGAAGCAUGUUGGCUCACAUGCCAGAUGCAUUUACCCCACUGAAGCAGCUGAGCAGCCUAAGCUUGGAGCGGCACCACUGGAGCUGUACCUGUGACCUUUACCCGUUAGCCCGCUUUUUAAAAGUGAAGUCUCCGGCUCACACACUUCGUAAUACCAAGAACCUAAACUGUGAUGUGUCCCUCUCAGCUGUGGCCACUGCGAAGAACAUGCAGAGACUGUCUGAGUCCAACUGUGGCUCUAAGGGUCAUAACGUCACUCUGGCUCUAAAGGACAGGCGUCCUCUCCUCCCAGGGCAGGAUGUGGCUCUCAUCACUGUGCUUGGCUUUGCAGGAGCCAUUGGUCUUACAUGUGCAGGGUUAAUCAUAUUUAACUGGAAACUCCAACAAGGCAGAGCAAAUGAACGCAUAUCCAAAAACCUUUGUUGCAGAACCCUCAAUGAAUCCCUGUGUGCUUACGAAGCAAGAAAUGGCCGUGCCGUAGGGUACUGUAACUGCCACUUAACUCGAGAAAAUGAGACCGAGGUCAUGUCCGACGUGGGCUCCAGAAAGGAAACACCACGUAGACAGGACAACAGCCAUCAAACAAUGCCAGCCCCCACGUCCACAGCCCUGGACGUUUCAUUCAGAAAGCUGAAAGGGAGAGGCCAUGGGGCACACAGUGCUCGCUCUUGCCUGGGCGAUGAGCUGCUACAGGCAGGAUGCUCGUGGCCUCCGGGGAACAAGGAAGCUCUUUAUGAUGCAGAUUCAGUGACAAGAUGUUGUCCAAAGACAGCUGAAAAGCCAAACUACCAGAAGCAUGGAGAAGUCCAGUCUCAAAUCCUGCCACAGCAUGGAUCAAGAAUAAUAGAUAUGAGCAGUGACACACUUAGAAGCAGAUAUGCGACAUCUGUCCCAACCUUGGCAAGAGUGAGUCUUGGGAAACACUUAACAAACGAAUCGUGGCGGCCUCUGAUGGGAAAAGGACACAAUGCUGCACCGAGAGUGUUCAUCACCAGCUCAUCCUCCAAGCAACAGGAGCCAGGGGAAUGUGUUGUAGGCAGGAUUGCCCACAGACACAGAGUGGGAUAUGACCAUCAUCAGGACCCUUUAAAGCAGAGCAAGCCUACACAUUCUCAUUCCAAUACUUCCUUUACCUGCAAAUAUGUGUCCUGGGAUGCAUUUCAAGAUUUUAUGAGGCAGAAGAAGCCAGAUAGAAGAGAGCACACAGAAUCUGAGAAGCAACAAAUUCAAAUUAACAGAGCAAUAGAAAAAUUCCUCAGGACUCAAGGGAACAAAGAUAAAUCAAGGCUGUCAGCAAAAUUCAAGAAGGCAUAUUCUACAAAGAGGGUUAAAUUCCAGGACCCUGAUUCAGUUAGGACAAAAGGGCUGGUGAUGUCAGCAGAAACACCGGUCUCCUGGAGACAGCAAGAUAGUGAAAGCCAACACACGACUUCCUUGGAUAUCAAAAACUGCACCAGCAUGGAGGAGGUCAAGGAAGCAAGAGAAAAUCUUCCAGAGCAACAGGUUCUGAAGAAGAAGAGACUCAAAUCCUCCCAUCUGAGGGGGAAAGUGAAAGGACAGAAUGUAAGGCUAAAGGUAGAUCUGCACCCCUUUGGAAAAACUAGGGUCCACCCAGAGGAAUCCACAUCAGGACCCACCAGGAGACAUAAACAAACAAGGUUACCUCCCCAGAGACCAGCCAGAACUUCUGAGAGAAAAGUCAAAGCAAAAUCUGUGUCUUUCGUCCGUUCUCAGUUGCCAGAGAGGAGCAGCCAUGCUAAGCUCACUUGUUCAAAGGUGCCACUGGGACACACCCUACAUCAGACCCCUUCCCCUUAUCAGGAAAGAAAUGGCACCUUCAGAGCUGGCAGCUUGUCUGUAGACAAUUGGAGUUCUGAGCAGGGCAGCUGCUGCCCAAUGGGCCACACUCCUAAUGAGAGCUUAUUAAUGGUGCCUCAGCCGUCAGUCAGGGUUCCUGAGCACAAGCAUUCACAUCCUCUUCUCUCACCCCAGCAAAUGGAAAAUGCCACUCCUCCACAAGGGGAAGUUCUUGGCCCCUCCCCAGACUGUUUGGGAAAAGGAGAAAACAGUGUUUUACAAUCUCAACACUCCAGGGGGGUUAUUGACCAGGCAGUAAUGGUGUCCACUCAACACACAAACCAGGACAAAUUAAAGAUCAAUGAAUUAAAUCAGUUUACUUUGUUCCUUGGAGACCAGGUGAUCAACACCUUCAGCAAAGAUCACAUUUUGGAUGAGAAUCAAACUUUACAACAGGAAGAGCAAAAACCAGGCCAUGAACAGUGUGGAAGUGAGGAAAAACCAUUAACAAACACAUCCAACAUAUGCCAUGGAGGAGUGGAAAAUUGUAUUAUGGAUGGGAAAGAGAUUGAUGUAGGAAACAAGAUUUCUCACACAGAGGAUCAUGUAGCCUCUCCCACGGCCUGGACACAACCUUACAAUAACCUGCCAUUCCUGGUGCCACACUGUCUCCCACAGCAGCACAACUGCAGCGGGAGAGGAAGAGACACCAACACCCGAUCACAGGGAGAUAACAGAGGCGAACCAGCAGGGACGCAGGCAGGGGUGGGAGAACAGGGACACGCACUCCAGGAGAGAGAUACAAAUUCCCAUUCAGCAAGUUGGACAACACAAAUGGGCCCUGCAGAGGAAAGGCAGCAGACACUGGAAGGUUCAGGGAAGGAGAAACUUGUGUUGUGUUAUCCCAGCGCUGACAAGGAGACGGUUUCCAUUAAAGACUUGAGUAAAGUCCAAACUAGCAUGCUACAGAGUGAGACAGAUCCUCAAACUCACAACCAUGAGCCUCAUUGCAGAUACCCUGGAGAUAACCAACCAGAUAGAAAAGACAGGGAACACAGGGAAGCUGCCAGGUCAGGGGAGCACCAGGAGUUUCUUACCCCUCACAGGAGUUAA